Ciona intestinalis (vase tunicate) is the source of this 2206-nucleotide messenger RNA. The record is from RefSeq and is a predicted model, not a curated record. NCBI's taxonomy places the organism in Eukaryota, Metazoa, Chordata, Ascidiacea, Phlebobranchia, Cionidae.
CCUUUGUCUAAAAUAUAGCAUGGCUUUUAUAAGGUACACAAGCAACAUUUUGUGUUUUAAAUUACAGUUUCUUUGCUGAAACCUGAAUGGCUAACCUGGUUGAAUAUGUUAAUAAAUAUAAAGGAAGGCUGUCAGUUGGAAAUGAACCUAAAGUAUUGCAAAGAGCUCUUCAAAAGCUUGAUGAAGUGAAGAUGAACAUCACACUGCUUCAGGAAACUGGUGUUGGGCGAUGUGUUAAUUCUCUUCGAAAAGAUGAAGUUGUUGGGGAUUAUGCGCGACAAAUCGUGGGUAAAUGGAAGCAUCUGUUGACAAAUUCUCCUCAGAAAAGUAGCACAUCUUCUAAUCAGGAAGUAGUUUAUAAACAAAACAAUCAAUAUUGUGAUGAUAAUAAAGAAGAAGAAUAUGAUCCAACCAGGAAUUGGGAGAUGGAUUCAACUACUUCGCCACAGAAAUUUUAUAAAGCGUCACCAGAUGGUAAUAAUGAAUACGACCCAACACAAAACUGGAAGAUGAAGAAAAACAAGAAAAAAGCAAAACAAUUAAAAGAUGUCCGUCGAAAUGUGUACAAACCAGCUACAAAGGUGACACAACCAGGUGCUCAUGGAAAUAAAAAAGUUUUAAAUUAUGAGAAUUCACUUUAUGUUGAUAAUCAUGAUGACAAUGAAUAUGAUCCUUGUAAACCAAAUGUUAAGAUGAAUAAAAAGAAAAUGCAGCGAGAAGAAUCCGAUCAGUCUGAUGCAGACCACAUGGAAUUUCGUAAUGCAAAAACAAACGGUUUUGAUAUUAAGCAUGAAGUUUUAUCUGAUGAUGAAGAAACUCCAAGUGCAAAUAUCUAUAAAAAACAUGCAAAGGUUAGAAACAGCAGAGAUGCCGAUGUGAAUCAUGGUAAGACUUCAAAAACAAAGGAAAAAUAUACAGCAAAAAGAAAAUCAGCAGAAAAUGAUCCUGAAACUUCUUCUGCGAAGAAAUUUAAGAACAGUGAGCAUAAACAUAAGAAAAAAAAAUGCAAAGGUGAAGAUUUAUCUUUUGAGGCAUUUAUGACAAUGGACGUUGCAAAACCAAAAAAGAAGAAAAAAGUUGCCAAGUCAAAGCCACAGGUUAUUGCUGAGAAAGUGGCUUCAUCAAACAAAGUUGAACUACAUUUACCAGAAAUUCAGCAAACUUACCACCCGUUACCUCGAGCUUCAUUUGAUUCCCCAACCUCUGAGAAAAGUUUGCACAAAAUGACUGAUGCACUUGCAGCAGAACUACAUACGCAACGGAACACAAAACGAAUGCAGAUUUAUUCAGGAGCAAAAACUGCCUAUCUUCCAAAGAUGCUCUCGUUAUUUGAUCAGUGUAUGAACGUACUGUGCAACAACAUUGAUUAUCUUGAUGUAAUUGGAGUUCCUUAUGACAUCAUAAAACCAGUUCUUAAACGCUGUAAUGUGGAACAAUUAUAUCGAUUAGAAGACUCAAACGUUUACUUACUUGAGGAUACUGACGAACUUUGGGAAAAACAUGCAAUGCAAGAUUUUAAAAAUCAAAAACCUCAAGAACUGGAAUCAUGGAGGGAAAUGUAUUUGAGGUUGUAUGAUGCCAGAGAAGCAAAGCUCACCAAACUUACUCAUUCAAUUCAAGCGAAAGUGAUCAAAGCAAAACCCCUUGAGAAACGAACCAAGUUGGCUUAUGUUGCAAUGGGAGAAGCAAAAGCACCAAGAAAUGUAAUAAAAGCUCAACUGAAAUACGGAACUGCUGGAAAAAAGAAUUUUCAAUAUCCUUCCAGCUCAAACAAAGGAACUUUAAAUUCCAUCAAGCAAGAUGUCCGAGACAUUCGUAUGUCAGUUCCUGUUGGAGCAAUAACUGCCGCACAAGUUGAUAACCAAGAUUCACUGAGAGCUAAACGACAAGCACCGCGUGUUGCACCCAUGAUGGCAAAGACGUUAAAAAGUAUCAACAAGCUAAGGUUCCGUAGAUGACAUUAAAAGUACGAAAGGAAGUUUAUUUUAUUUACCGAAUUCCUUAUAAUGAUUGAUCUACUUUACAGAUUGUUGAAAUGCACAAUAAACAACUUUUCUUGUUUUAUUUUUAACUUAUUUUAUGUUUCUGCCUAAAGUGUUUAUUUUUAUCUUUUCUAAACAAGAAACAAAUUUAGAGGCACAAAAUAAGACCGCAGAAUUUUUGUUUUGGUGUUUGUUUUUUGUCUUAAUAAACGUGAAGAAUGGUA